GGGGAGAUGGUUUCAAACAUUUUUUUAGCACAUGUGGGACGAACAUAAGUUUGUCCAUAAUGACUAAUGUAAACACGACUAAAUAACCGGUGUGUGGUAGUCUUAUCAGCUGUUCAGUGUUCAAUCUCACUGUGAAGAAGUUUAAUCUGAUUCUGUUUUUCAAGACCUCGUGACGAGCUACUACUUACUUCAUUACUUAAUCGAAUUUCCUCAAUUGAAAAAUCCACAUGACAUAUAAGGAAAUGGGUGUAAUGAACGGUAUUACAGUACAACCAUCAAUAGCUGAUGCGGAGAUACGCAAGUCUAUGCAACUUUUGUCUACGGCUUUAAAUGAACACAUAAAAAAAUGCCGAUCAAGCAGUGAUGACGACAAGACAAAGGUUAUGUUCCACCAAGUGGUGGAUUUAAUGCUUGCCGACUGGUCGGCAUUUUUCUUGCCACCAAAGCAUUUGAAGUACAAAAAAGUAUUUCGGCGAGCUCUAGGAAUUCAACCUCAAUUGGCGCAAUUUGAUGAAGAAUCUUUCGAUAUUGAUCGUCACCAACAUGAUCUGGAAUGUUUAGCCAGAAUCGCUCUUUCGAUCAAACGAAAUGACGUCGAAGAAGAAAUCCGCAAAUGGCUGCCUUAUCAACCUCAAAUAAAUAAUCCUACGUUGAACAACGAAACGAAGAUAAAAGACGGCUGGGUAAAAUUGAAAGAUGAAGGAAAAUAUUUAAUUGAAAAGAAGGAAUGGGCGCAAGCCAUGUUUCGAUUCAGUCAAGCAAUCUACCUUAAUUCCGAGGAAGGUAGUCUCUACUGUUACCGGGCCAUGUGCGAAAUUCGUUUGUCCAAAUUCCAGUUGGCGAUUGAAGAUGCUGAAGACGCCAUUGAUCUUAAUCCAAAAUGUUCCGAAUUUCAGAAUACUUUAUCCAAGGCACAUUUGGGAUUGCGCUCUCCUCAAAUCAAGGUCGCCACAAAAUUACCAAAGACAGUGUUACAAGAAAAUCAUAAAUGUGAAGAAGCUUUUCCAGUACUCCAGCGUGCGGCCGAAAACGGUUUGGCUGAAGCUCAAUACCGAUUGGGGCGAAUGCUGAUCUAUGGAGACGGAUGUCCUCGUAACGAGUUGGCGGCCAAAAAAUGGCUUCUUCGGGCCCGUGAUCAAGGAUUCAAACCUAAAGCGCUGAGGACCGAAAAAUGGGUGGAUGACAUGAUGCGGCAUGCCAAGUGUUUAAUUCAAUUCGAAUCGGAGAAUAAAAUCAAGAUCAACGGAUUAAGCCUUGUUAAAAGGAUUGAACGGUUUUCCUUUUUUACCCACUUUAAGUUUGACAGCAUCGACGAACUUUUGGAAUCCGCCAUCACAUUUGAAACUCGCCUUCCAGCCAAACAAUCCAAUUCGAUUAUGAAGCCAGUUGUAGAAGAAUGGAUGCCCUUAAUGAUUGAGAGAGCUAAAACUCGUUCGUUGAAAGCCCAAUCUUUCUUCGUAGCUCAUGAACUCAUCAUUAAAGCUAAGAAGUUACUCAUACAAAACCAAACUGUUGAAUCAUUUAAAAUGCUACGAGAAGCUCGUCGACUUUGGGAUUGCCCCAUCAUCGAUACAACCAUUUUUUCCGAUGCAGCCGAAGAGAUGCUCAAGAACAAUCUCGCGAAUGCUGAAGCCUAUCAUGUCUUGGUUUUCUCAGAUAAGGCGUCAUCCACUGAAAACCAACUUUGGUUGGCCAUGCAGUCAGUUACGCUUGAUCCAUCGAUUCCUGAUUUUCAUUGUGCUCUUGGUCGUGUCUAUGGAAUUAUGGGCGACUAUCAACGUGCUCUACAGUGUAUUGAUCACGCUCUAAAAUUGGCUGUGCAUUCAGAUUGGCUGUAUGAACGCGCGUCGUUUAUUCGAUUGAGCAAGGACAAUCCCGAUUCUGAAGUCAUUAAUGCUUACGAGAAAUACCUUUCUUGCAGUUCAUCCGAUGAUUUUCGCGUCCCUGAUGCCCAUUACUUUAUAGCGUUAGCGUAUUACCUCAUGUCCCAUUCUAAAAAAUUCCGUAUUUCUCUCAAGAACGGCCAAAAGGCUGAGAGCCCUGAAACCCGUCUACCCUGUUUCCUGUCUGUCAGUAAUAGCGAGUGCGUUGCCAAAGAAGUUCUCAAACGCAUUUUGAAGCCGAAAUCUCGAGAGGAUAACAAGCAAAAUGAAGUCAAAAUUUCUGAAAUUUUUUGCGUAGUUUGUUCGAAGUGCAAUCCGUCCAUGUAUUGCCUGUUUUGUCGAAAAUGGGUGUGUGCUAGAGAUGAGCACGAUUUUCAGGGUAUUUUGCACGACUGCCAGGUCAGUCACGUUGCGAAACACAAAUCCGCCAUCGUUGCUUUGUUCUAAAUUGUCUCAUUUUUUCAAAAGUGCUUUCUUUUUUCAUUUAUUUCUCUUUCAAAUUCGCCACACUUGGUCUCUACUGCAAUCCGAUUGUUUCAGGGUUGUUGCUCCUUACUUCUUCCAUUUAUUUAAAUGCGUUUAAACGGAUUGUUUUUUGUGACUUCAAAUGCGCCAUUUCAGCCGAUGGUUUAAUUUUAGGACGCUGUAAGUGGGCUGUCCUCUGGGAAAUUGUUAAUUUCUACACAUUUCCUGAUCUUUUAUAACCGAGUUACGGUAUACAAAUUGAAGUCGUUUCUUUUAAUAAACGGAAACGAUUUUGA
This is a messenger RNA of Daphnia pulicaria, 2644 nucleotides long. RefSeq lists its product as uncharacterized. Lineage: Eukaryota; Metazoa; Arthropoda; Branchiopoda; Diplostraca; Daphniidae. The coding region runs from base 228 to 2330 and encodes 700 amino acids. The transcript has 4 exons. The record is from RefSeq and is a predicted model, not a curated record. Gene Ontology annotation, molecular function: protein binding.